AUGCUAAAAAUCAUUAUCCCAACCGCUAUACUACUACCUCUCACCUUCCUCUCCCCACGUAAAUAUCUCUGAACCAACACCACCCUAUACAGCCUAUUAAUUGCCUUCAUCAGCCUCCAAUGACUUACGCCUACGUACUACCCAAGCAAAAGCCUGACCCCCUGAACUUCUAUCGACCAAAUCUCCUCCCCCUUAUUAGUCCUCUCCUGCUGACUCCUCCCCCUUAUAAUCAUAGCAAGCCAAAACCACCUAGAACCAGAACCUACUAUCCGCAAACGAAUCUUCGCUACAACGAUCAUUCUAGCCCAACUAUCCAUCCUGUUAGCCUUCUCGGCCUCAGAACUGAUACUCUUCUACAUUGCAUUCGAAGCCACCCUAAUCCCAACCCUCAUCCUCAUCACCCGAUGAGGCAGCCAACCAGAACGCUUAAAUGCUGGCAUCUAUCUCCUAUUUUACACCCUUGCCAGCUCACUACCUCUGCUAAUCGCCAUCUUACACCUACAAAACCAUAUAGGCACACUAUACUUCCCAAUACUUAAACUCUCACACCCCCCACUAAACACCUCUUGAUCAGGACUGAUUGCAAGCCUAGCCUUACUCCUAGCUUUCAUGGUCAAAGCCCCACUAUACGGCUUACACCUAUGACUACCUAAAGCCCACGUAGAAGCCCCUAUUGCUGGUUCCAUACUUCUAGCUGCCCUACUGCUUAAACUCGGAGGGUACGGAAUCAUACGAGUCACUAUCCUAGUAAACCCAACAUUAAACAACCUUCACUACCCCUUUAUUACCCUCGCCCUAUGAGGUGCAUUAAUAACUAGCGCCAUCUGCCUACGACAAAUUGACCUAAAAUCACUAAUUGCCUACUCAUCCGUCAGCCACAUAGGCCUAGUAGUAGCCGCAACCAUAAUCCAAACCCAAUGAGCAUUCUCAGGAGCAAUAAUCUUGAUAAUCUCACACGGCCUCACAUCAUCAAUAUUAUUCUGUCUGGCCAAUACCAACUAUGAACGCACUCACAGCCGAAUUCUAUUACUAACACGAGGACUUCAGCCUAUACUACCCCUAAUAGCUAUCUGAUGACUUCUAGCUAACCUCACAAACAUAGCCCUUCCCCCAACAACAAACCUCAUAGCAGAACUAACCAUUGUAGUCGCACUUUUCAACUGAUCUGCCUUCACAAUCAUCCUGACAGGAACCGCAAUCCUGCUUACCGCCUCAUACACGCUAUACAUACUCAUAAUAACACAACGAGGCCCACUCCCAUCCCACAUUACAUCAAUCCAAAACUCCUCCACACGAGAACACCUCCUCAUAGCCUGCCACAUAAUCCCAAUGUUCCUGCUCAUCCUCAAACCCGAACUAAUCUCAGGCAUCCCUAUAU
This is a messenger RNA of Onychostruthus taczanowskii (white-rumped snowfinch), 1378 nucleotides long. NCBI's taxonomy places the organism in Eukaryota, Metazoa, Chordata, Aves, Passeriformes, Passeridae. The record is from the annotation of a RefSeq genome assembly.